AUGGUUUUUACCAGAAAAACACCCGAGCUUCUUUGUCCAGCAGAGACCACACCGCAUGAAUUCAAAUUUCUCUCUGAUAUAGAUGAUCAGACCAUCCUCCGAUUGUAUGUCACAACAAUAAAUUUCUACAAAAAGAGUCCAUCCAUGGAAGGGAAGGAUCCAGUGAAAAUUAUUCGUGAGGCUAUUGCCAAAGCCUUGGACUUUUACUACCCGUUGGCCGGGCGGUUGAGGGAACACACUGGUCGGAAGCUCGUGGUCGAAUGCACUGGCCAAGGGGUAAUGUUUACCGAGGCCGAUGCGGAUGUGACGCUACAACAUUUCGAAGAGGAUGGCCUUUAUCCUCCCUUUCCUAACUUGGAUGCCAUUACUCUUGAUGUGCCAAACAACCAAGGAAUGUUGUUUGAUAUUCCACUAUUGAAUUUGCAGGUUACAAGACUAAAAUGUGGUGGAUUUAUAUUUUCCAACUGUUUCAAUCACACCAUGAACGACGGUAUCGGCCUUUUCCAAUUUAUGUCCGCCGUGGGCGAACUUGCUCGCGGAGCGACGGCCCCUUCUAUUAGACCAGUUUGGGACCGACAUCUUCUCAGCGCUACCCAGUCGCCGUGCGUGUCGUUCGCACAUCGCGAAUAUGACGUCGCAUCUGGUACAAAUGGCGGACCCCACGUCCCGCUAGAUCAGAUGGUGGAACGCUCCUUCCUUUUCGGCUCGGCCGAAAUCUCCGCCCUGCGCCGCAGCCUGCCGCCGCAUCUCCAGCGCUGCUCCAAAUUCGACAUCGUGGCAGGCUGCACGUGGCGCUGCCAGACAAUCGCUCUCUCUCCCGAACCUGACGAAGAGAUUAGAUUCAUAGGCAUUAUGGAUAACCGGAAGCAAAUAAAGCCACCGCUUCCGGUGGGGUACUAUGGCAACGUUUUAGCAUUGCCGGUGGCAGUGACAACUGCUGCUGAGUUGUCAAAGAAUCCACUGCACUACGCGGUGGAGUUGGUGACGAAGGCGAAACGUGAAGCUACAACUUAUGAGUACCUGAGAUCCGUGGCGAGUCUGAUGGUGAUGCGAGAUCGCCCUAAUUUGACGGAGACGAACACUUACAUGGUGUCGAAUAUGAUGCACGUAAAUUUAAAGCAAAUGGACGUUGGGUGGGGCACAGCGGCGUACGGUGGGAUGUCUAAAGGAAUUUUGUGGCCGACCGUUAAUAUACAAGUAGCUUGGUACUGUGGCUAUAAGGAUGGUUUUGCGGUUCCGGUUAGCCUACCCCUCAAAUCCAUGAAAGUCUUCGAGAAACAUCUUCGAGUGAUGAUGACUACCGCUCCAACACCUUCGUCUUUGUGA
Salvia hispanica is the source of this 1326-nucleotide messenger RNA. NCBI's taxonomy places the organism in Eukaryota, Viridiplantae, Streptophyta, Magnoliopsida, Lamiales, Lamiaceae. The record is from RefSeq and is a predicted model, not a curated record.